AUGUUCACGGAGCUGCGGUCCAAGCUGAGUCCCCCGCGAGCCCGCGCCGGGGCCAUGCGCCCCGGCUUCGGGGAGCACCGGGAUGUGGACGCCACGGCCCAUUUCAGCUUCUGCCAGACUCCUCUGGAGCACACUGUGUCAGCUGAGAGCAUCCCUUGCCAUCUACCCCGGACACCAGGCUCCAGUUUCACGUGGCAUGACUCCCGCAGCCAGAGGGCAGCCAGUGGGAGGCCGGUCAAGCUCUUGCAGCAACCAGGCUCAGAGCCCCCUCAGGGCCGGCUGUACUCGGACCACUGUGGCCUGUACCACACGAGCCCCUCUCUGGGUGGCCUGACACGGCCCGUGGUCCUGUGGAGCCAGCAGGAUGUCUGCAAGUGGCUCAAGAAGCACUGUCCCCACAACUACCUCGUCUAUGUGGAGGCCUUCUCACAGCACGCCAUCACCGGCCGGGCUUUGCUGAGAUUGAAUGCAGAGAAGCUGCAGAGGAUGGGGCUGGCCCAGGAGGCACAGAGACAGGAGGUUCUGCAGCAGGUGCUUCGUCUGCAGGUGCGAGAGGAAGGGCGGAGCCUGCAGCUGCUCAGUCAAGUUUACCUCACGGUCCGCAAAACACCUCCGGCCCUAUGGACACAUGACUUGUUGACCACUACGCGCCAGAGCCCUGGUCUCGAAGAUCAGACUGGCCCUAGAGCCGGGCAGAACCUAGAGCAGCCGGCGGCCCCCCGCCCCCGGGCCCCGGCCCCCGGGCCCGCCCCCUCCCCGCUGCGGAGCAGUGGCAGGAAUACCGCGAGACGCCCUGGCCUGUGCCCCCGCCCCGCUUCGGCCGCGGUCGUAGCGGCCGCGCCCCGACCCGGAUCCCGACCCCGCGCGGUCAGGCUUAAACUAGCCCCAAGCCCCGCAGCUACCCCCUGCCGCCGCCGGGACCCCACGCCGGCCCCGCGCCCCGCGCCCCGUCCUGUGCGCCGCGCUCCCGCUCCUCCUUCUCCAGAAAAAGUCGCCAUUUUGGUUCACUACCUUCGCCGCACCCCCCACGCGUCCGCGAUCGGCCCUUCCGGGGCCUGA
Molecule: messenger RNA, 1059 nt
Organism: Elephantulus edwardii (Cape elephant shrew)
Lineage: Eukaryota; Metazoa; Chordata; Mammalia; Macroscelidea; Macroscelididae
Gene: SAMD10
Product: sterile alpha motif domain containing 10
Exons: 6
Coding region: 1-1059 (352 amino acids)
Biological process (GO): cell surface receptor protein tyrosine kinase signaling pathway
Cellular component (GO): cytoplasmic side of plasma membrane
Molecular function (GO): protein binding
Source: RefSeq, a predicted model, not a curated record